AUGCGACGAAGCGCCUCGAUACUCCUCCCGCUGUUCCUUACGCUCUCCCGCCUUGCAGAUGCCCGCUUCGGCAGUGACAAGAUCCUCAUCUCGAGCGUCAAAUCGCUGACCCUGCGGAACGACCAGGUCACCACCGGCCGCCGCCUGGAUCCCAUUCCGCAGCUGAAAUGUGUUGGUGGGGAUGCGAAGGGCCUCUACGAAAUCGACGUAAUGCGCUGCAAGAACAUGGGCAGCGACUACGGCGACGAGGACAUCUCGUGGAGCUGUACGGCGGACGUGCCGAAGUACUUUAAGCUGGGGAGUACGGACGUGCUCUGUGAGGGCUACGCGAACGCUGAUGAUCGGCAUAUUCUCAAAGGGUCGUGUGGUGCCGAGUACCGUCUGAUCCUCACGGACGAAGGGCUGGAGAAGUACGGCGGGGCGUUCUUGUCGUUCAGCAACACGAACCGCAAGCCUACGGGCGGCGACAUCUGGUCGUUCAUCUUCAUGCUCAUCUUCCUUGGCAUGCUGGGGACAAUCUUCUACAGUGCGUGGACGGCGGCGAAUGCGCCGGCGGGAGCCCGGCGCCCCGCACAGCGCUUCGACAAUGGUGGGAGUCCGUGGUUCGGCGGCGGUGGUGGCGGCGAUGAUCCCCCGCCCCCCUACGAUCCGCGCCCGCCAGGGUUCAAGUCCACGUCUGCGAGCAAUACGCCAGGCUGGAGGCCCGGCUUCUGGAGCGGCAUGGCGGCGGGCGCCGCGGGGACGUAUAUUGCGGGCAGAGGAGGGAGGGGCGAGAGGGAGAGGGAGCCGGCGUAUGGUGGGUAUAGGGCCAACCGCCCGGUGUUUGGUGGGAGCGGCGGGGAGUCCAGUUCGGCCGGCGCGGUGAGACAUGAAACCACCGGGUUUGGACAGACGAGGCGGCGGUGA
This is a messenger RNA of Tricharina praecox, 906 nucleotides long. RefSeq lists its product as uncharacterized. Lineage: Eukaryota; Fungi; Ascomycota; Pezizomycetes; Pezizales; Pyronemataceae. The transcript is spliced from 4 exons. The record is from RefSeq and is a predicted model, not a curated record. Gene Ontology annotation, biological process: regulation of store-operated calcium entry. Gene Ontology annotation, cellular component: endoplasmic reticulum membrane. The coding region runs from base 1 to 906 and encodes 301 amino acids.